Vitrella brassicaformis is the source of this 2647-nucleotide messenger RNA. NCBI's taxonomy places the organism in Eukaryota, Vitrellaceae. The record is from the annotation of a GenBank genome assembly.
ACAUGUUCCAUGCAUAUGUGGACACCGCCAAUGACCGCUGCAAUGAGAUUGAUCAGACCCAGUCCCAUCAUCAUCGUCAUUCGAGAAAACACUCCAUAUGUAGACACACGCCACCAAUCAAUUAAGAAAACGACAGUCUACCGACAUGGCUAGGCUAGUUGUCCCCCUCCCUCUGCCCCACACCCGCCUCCCCACCUUCAUCCACACACACACUAUCAGGGUCGAACCUGAAACCCUCACCCACUCCAACCUCUCCCUCUCUCGAGCACCCACUCCCCACAUUGCCGCCCCCUCCCGCUGUCUGCCCAUCUCUCGUCUGCACUGAUGCAGACGGCCAGUCAGGCACCACAACCGAUGAGAAUGGGUGUCUCACUGGUGGGAAGGGUGAUGCGGGUCGGGGGAAGGGCGAGGCGAAAAUGGGUCGAUACGGCGACAGGCUGGCCGACGGGUGGGGAGGGGUGAGGGGCGGGCGAAUGCUACCGAGGUAGCGCGCACGCGUCGAGGGGACAUUGCAGUACCCGGGCAGAAACGACGCGCCGCUGGGACGGGGCCGGACGACAGGGUAGUGCUGCUGCUGCUGAUGCUGAUAUGGGGCGACAGACAGCGAUGGAAAGGCAGUCGCCGAUUUGGCCGCUGGUGGUGGGACGAAGGGCUUCACCUCCGGCACUGGACUCUGGCCCCCAUCAGCGCUCUCCUCGGCCGGCGUCUCCCCCACUGGCGUGUCUGAUACUUUGAGGGGCGGGGUGGUCGUGUCCGCGGCUUGGCGCUCUUCUCCUGGCUGCCCGCUGGUCGCGUCGCUCUGGUGGCCGAUCUGCUCACGUAUUACGUCCGCCCACAUGGCCGCCCGUCGCUCGGUCGAGCAGAGAAUGGUCAGAGGGGGGAGGGACGGGGUGGUGGGCUUGAAGUGCACCGUGAACUGCCGCGAUUCGGCCGCCAUCUCCACACGAGCAGCCGACGAGAGGGGGAAGAUCCGCGGUGGGGCAUCCUGGUCGCCCUUGUCCGCUUCCUGCGCGGCCCCACUGAUGCGUAUGGCAGCCGUCGUGAGCGUCAUGGAGGCGAUGGUGGACUUGUCGGCGCUCUCCACCACGUGCACCAUCCCCGUCUCAAGUUCUCUCUCCUCGCCCGACACCCCCCUGCCCUUCUCCCCUCCAGCCGUGCUCUUAUCGGCCUCAUUCUCGCCACCCGCCUCGACAAAGCGCUCGAUCGUCUCGAGCAUACGAUUUCGCUCAUCUUCAGGUAGCCGAUGGUGCGGCUGGUGGUGGGUGGGUGGAGGGAAGACAGCGUGUGAGGGCGGGGUGGCGGUGUGCCGUCGGGUGGUCGGAAGACCCGACAGCUGCUCCUCGUCUUCUUCCUCAUGACCAUCGGCAGCAGGGUGAACUGACGGCGCCUCUGCCGAAUCAUGCUGGACCUCACCAAGCCCUCGCAGCCCAGUAGCCUCCCCACUCCCCUGAUCAUGAGCAGCACGCACCCUCCCCAUGUGGAAAAGUGGUUGGGGGACAGUCGUCAGGGUGCUGGCAGCCGGCGUCCUGAGGCUGAGGCUGCCCUGAGGCGGCAGUGUGCGAGAGGGGACAGAGGGGGAGGCUGGUCGAGUCCAGUGGCGGGAUGGCGGGAGGGACUCGAUCACGUCGGAUUCUGGUGCGGGCACCGCCGGUGAUGCCCUGACCUGUGGCCACACAGACACACAGACUCACUCACAUGUUUUUUUUUAUGACAGAUGCCUCUCCGUGAGUGAGUGUGUGUUCGUAUCUACAAUACCUGUAUCUCUCGCAGCUCCAGCUGUGCCUUGAGCAGUUCAUUCUCAGCCUCAACGCAUCUGAGUGGCACACGGCGAGCAUUCACCUCCCUCUCAUCCCUCAUUCCGUUCCCUUCCCUCUCCCACCCACCUAAUCCUUGCUAUCAGCUGCGCGCAUCUAGGACACCCGUCAACCCCCAAUGCCGGCGCCGCCACACACACGUUCCGCAGCGUCACUGUCCGUGAGCCAGCCGCACCAUGACGAUCUGCAGACGAGCGGUAGGGGCUGGCCGCGUCCUUCAGCUGCAUCGAAGGGUGCCCUGACAGCGGGACAGACGGCAUCGACGGUGACAAGUUCUCAAAAGCUAGAGUGCGAUUGACACCUGAUAACGGACAGCGCAAUAAACACUCGUGACAAUGAGGGAGGGCAUGUAGACAGUCUGUGUGUGUACCUUUCUUGCGCUGCGAGGUGUUGGCACUGACAGGCAUGGCCAGCUGGCAGUGAUACCGGCUCGUGUUGAGAGGUGUGGGCGCCAAAAGGGGGGCUGACGGACGACCAUGUCGACGGAGCUCAUCGCUCCUGCCCAUCCCAAGGGAGCUCCUCGUCCUCGCCCGCCCUCCAUGGUCCGACUUGGGCGUCAGUGAGCCGCUCGCCUCGGCUGCUGCUCCCUGUAGCCCAUCAAACAGCCCUUUCUUGACAACAGCCCCGCUUCUGACACCAGUUGUGGACUCGUGAAGCCGGUGCAGAGGCCCUGGGCGGCUUUGCUGAUGGAUUGAGAGGAUGGGUGACGAGAUGCGCGAGCGACGCAGGGAGGCUGGCGGUGAGAGGGACCGCUGUCUUGCUGGUGAUGACGGUGAAUCGCGCUUGUGGUUAUGCGUCAUGAUGAGAAAAGGGAGGCAAAAGGGAGAAAGAAG